Molecule: messenger RNA, 4016 nt
Organism: Microtus oregoni (creeping vole)
Lineage: Eukaryota; Metazoa; Chordata; Mammalia; Rodentia; Cricetidae
Gene: Slc6a11
Product: solute carrier family 6 member 11
Exons: 14
Coding region: 55-1941 (628 amino acids)
Biological process (GO): neurotransmitter transport; sodium ion transmembrane transport
Cellular component (GO): plasma membrane
Molecular function (GO): gamma-aminobutyric acid:sodium:chloride symporter activity
Source: RefSeq, a predicted model, not a curated record
CGCCCGGGGCGGCGGCGCAGAGCCGGGGCCGGCGCACGAGGCGGCAGGGCGGCCAUGACUGCGGAGCAGGCGCUGCCCCUGGGCAACGGGAAAGCGGCCGAGGAGGCGCGGGGGUCUGAAGCGCUGGGCGGCGGCGGCGGCGGGGGCGCGGCGGGGACGCGCGAGGCGCGCGACAAAGCGGUCCACGAGCGCGGCCACUGGAACAACAAGGUGGAGUUCGUGCUGAGCGUAGCUGGCGAGAUCAUUGGGCUAGGCAACGUGUGGCGCUUCCCCUACCUGUGCUACAAGAACGGCGGAGGGGCAUUCCUGAUUCCCUAUGUGGUGUUUUUCAUCUGCUGUGGAAUUCCCGUCUUCUUCCUGGAAACGGCUCUGGGGCAGUUCACAAGUGAAGGAGGCAUUACCUGCUGGAGGAAAGUCUGCCCUUUGUUUGAAGGCAUUGGCUAUGCAACACAGGUGAUCGAGGCGCACCUCAAUGUCUAUUACAUCAUCAUCCUGGCAUGGGCCAUCUUCUACCUAAGCAACUGCUUCACCACCGAGCUCCCCUGGGCCACCUGUGGGCACGAGUGGAACACAGAGAAAUGUGUGGAGUUCCAGAAGCUGAACGUCAGCAACUACAGUCAUGUGUCCCUGCAGAAUGCCACCUCCCCGGUCAUGGAAUUCUGGGAACGCCGGGUCUUGGCUAUAUCUGAUGGCAUUGAGCACAUUGGGAACCUCCGUUGGGAGCUGGCAUUGUGUCUCCUGGCUGCUUGGACCAUCUGCUACUUCUGCAUCUGGAAAGGAACCAAGUCUACCGGAAAGGUGGUGUAUGUCACGGCCACCUUCCCCUACAUCAUGCUGCUGAUCCUCCUGAUCCGAGGUGUCACAUUGCCAGGUGCCUCUGAAGGCAUCAAGUUCUAUCUGUACCCGGACCUCUCCCGGCUCUCUGAUCCACAGGUGUGGGUGGACGCUGGGACGCAGAUCUUUUUCUCCUACGCCAUCUGCCUGGGCUGCCUGACCGCUCUGGGGAGUUACAACAACUAUAACAACAACUGCUACAGGGACUGUAUCAUGCUCUGCUGUCUUAAUAGUGGCACCAGCUUUGUGGCUGGCUUCGCCAUCUUCUCCGUCCUGGGCUUCAUGGCAUAUGAGCAAGGAGUGCCUAUUGCUGAGGUGGCAGAGUCAGGUCCUGGACUGGCUUUCAUCGCCUACCCCAAAGCCGUCACGAUGAUGCCCCUCUCCCCAUUGUGGGCCACCUUGUUCUUCAUGAUGCUCAUCUUCCUGGGCCUGGACAGUCAGUUUGUGUGCGUGGAGAGCCUCGUGACUGCCGUGGUAGACAUGUACCCCAAGGUCUUCCGACGGGGCUACCGGCGAGAACUGCUCAUCCUGGCCCUGUCCAUCAUCUCCUAUUUCCUAGGCCUGGUGAUGCUGACAGAGGGAGGCAUGUACAUCUUCCAGCUUUUUGACUCCUAUGCUGCCAGUGGCAUGUGCUUGCUUUUUGUGGCCAUCUUUGAGUGUGUUUGCAUCGGCUGGGUGUAUGGAAGCAACCGGUUCUACGACAACAUCGAGGACAUGAUUGGCUACCGGCCCCUGUCACUCAUCAAGUGGUGCUGGAAAGUUGUGACCCCUGGGAUAUGUGCGGGCAUCUUCAUCUUCUUUCUGGUCAAGUACAAACCUCUCAAGUACAACAAUGUGUACACAUACCCAGCUUGGGGCUACGGCAUUGGUUGGCUCAUGGCUCUGUCCUCCAUGUUAUGCAUCCCGCUCUGGAUCUUCAUCAAGGUGUGGAAGACAGAGGGCACCCUGCCCGAGAAAUUACAGAAGUUGACAGUCCCCAGCGCUGAUCUGAAAAUGCGGGGCAAGCUUGGGGCUAGCCCGCGGACGGUGACGGUUAAUGACUGUGAGGCCAAGGUCAAGGGUGACGGCACCAUCUCCGCCAUCACAGAGAAGGAGACACACUUCUGAGUCCCACCAGCCACUUGGAUCCUUCUCCCCUGUUCCUUCCCUGCUUGUAAAUGAAUCCUGAAUCUUGUACUUCACCUAAUGUUAGGGGCUUGCCCUUCUGCACAGGACUAUUAACCAGUUAACUCCCAGCCAGCCACUGUGUGCCCUGUACCCCCGCCUCACUCCUGUGAUCAUGGCUGUAUCCACCUUACCAAGAUAAUUCUGUACAGUGACUAGCAGAUCCUGGCCUAGGGUGGUUCAACCCAUGUUUCCUAGAGUCCUUGUAUUAUACUGUCAACUUUCAUGCUGUGGGCAGGUGAGUGAGGGGGUGGUGCCCAUCCGCCUCUGGUUUUCAGUAAUCCCAGACUUUGUCUCGGACCUUUCCUGGCCCCACUCCUCUGUACCCUAGCGACAGUUUGUUGUGUUUUGUUAUUUUCUUUUGGUCUUACCCUUUUCCAAUGGCAGGACCUUCCACACGUCAAAGCUGUAAGAUGGCAAAGGAAACAUCCCACCAUUCUCAGGGCUCCUGAGCAAUCGGGAGUUGAUAACAGUCUCAUCCGGUGACUGCGGCUACUCCCUUCUCUCCCCAGCCUCAGUUUCUCCAUCCCCCAGAUUGCAGGAGGAAAUAGAAUGGAGUCUUCCCCUGACUCACUGCCUUGCAGUGACUGCUUUGACUUUUGCCUGCAGAGAGUUGCAGGCCUCUUCUUUCUCCCUCUUUGCUAUGAACCCCCCCCCCAACCUACCGUAGCUCCUACCCCCACCCCCUACCUCUCUCCCACUUAUCUUAAGUCAAACCUAUCACAAGAUAUAUUAGGGAAGUGUGUUUCCCUAACAACUGGUGGUAUGGCUUAGCCCUGAUCCCUAGAGGCCAGCCCAUCCCCAACCCCUUUGACAGGUGGUCCCACCACACAUCCUGCUUUCUUGGCUAUCAAGCUCUGUCCCUCCUUCCUCAGUAGGGAUGAUCGGAAGGCAACCACCUCUUCCUGCAGCUGCCUGGCCAGGAUCUGUGGUUUAAGAUCUAUAGUUGUCCCUGCCAGGGGGAGCUACAAUGAGGCCCAGGGCUGGAUUCCACCCAUAGCCCCUUCUCUCCCUCCUGUCCCCUGCCCUUUUCUCUACCUUCCUGCCACUCACUGCAGAUCCUGUGUGCAGACAUAUUAUUCUGGAGGCUUUCCACCUGCCCGGUGUGAGGAGCCUUCGUUCACACUCAUCAGAGGGAGGAAUUGGGCAUCCAUCCCUCAGGCUCUUGGAAAAGGAGAGCAAACAUGGUCCCCAGGGGAAGGCUGGUACUAUGCCUUCCUGCCUGGCUCAGACCUCUUGGACUGACCUCUCCCUCAUCUGCUGAGUUUUCCAGCUUCUGUGUCUGUGUAACUGUUGGGGGAUGGCAUGUAGGGGGAGGGACAUCCUUUCCUUCUUCCUGUAAUUUCCUAGAUCUGGCGGAAAGGUGACUUUUCUUCACACUAAGGCUCCAGUGUCCUGUCAAAGACCAGAAUUCUCUAUUUACUCAAAACUUCAAGACUCUUAUCUGUUCUGCCCAGCGCCCCCCGCUUCCAUCUAAAGCCUGGGAUGACUGCCCAGCAUCCCCCAGCUAACUGGGCACUCAUCCAGGGCACAACCACCCCCCCCCCACCAGUUGCUCACAAACAGGCCACACAUUCCUUCUGGGAAGGUCAGCAUCAUACUGAAGAUGACCUGUGGAGUUGGUCCUCAACUGCUGUCCCCCAUCCCCCCUGAGAGGGAGGCUGCCCAUUGCUGCUAUUGCUCCUCACCACCAACUCCCUCAUGGACAGAUGGACAGACAGAUCCCUGAUGUCUGUCAUCACAGACACACGUGUUGUACAUGUGGCCCGUAACACUUGACACUCUUAACACUACUCAUGGAGCAGGGCAGAGGGAGGCUUGUGGUUUGGGGGUUGUCUUUUUUGUUGUUUUGUUUUAUAAUUUCAUACUAGUAUUUGGGUAACUGUAGGGAGGAGGGGAGGGCAAGAGGGAGCAAGGGAACAUGUCAUUGUGACAACUUUUUUGAUAUUCAUUAGAAGUGAUACAAUAUAUCCUUUCUGAGAUAUUUACAGUAUUAUUAAAAAAAGAAAAGGGUUGGA